GCAGACGUUCCAGCUUCGGACGAAGCCCUGGACGCAGGGAACACGAAGCGGAUCGCGGAACGUCAACCAUUCGACUUUGGAAACCCCUCAGACGAGGGGAAUUCAGAGGCGGAUGGAGAACGACAAUCAUUCGCUCCAGAGGACCCUACACAGGGGAAUCAGGGGCACCGGAAUGUGUCAACGUCCUGCUGUGGUGACCCCGGACGCGGGGGAUCCAGGCGGGGCAGGGAUUAUCCCAGCUCUGGCAACACCUAGACGGGUUGUCCAGGGCGGGUUCUCCGGCGUACCCCGAACAGACGGGGGAUCCGGAGGGGAGGGUUGCGGUGUGUGGAUGUGGAGGGUAACGUCAAGAGGGUGUAGGGGCAACUGGCGGAACCAAGGGUUCCGGGGAAUCGGUUUCUUUUUUUCUGUUUCUUUCUCUCUUCUCGGUGACCUUGCUUAUUGUCUCCCCCCGCAGUUCCUCAAGCUCCAGGUCCAGCGUAGCUUAGUUGUAGUGUAGUUGUAGUGUAGUGUAGUCAUAAACGUUUGCAUUUAGUAUAGAUUAAUGUAGCCUUACCGUAGACGUACCAUAGCCGUACUACAUACCGUACCUCGUCUCUCGUCUCAUACGUACGGUAGCCGCUCUCGUAGUAUACCCAUCGCAUAGAAUACCCGCUAGAUACGAU
Messenger RNA from Laetiporus sulphureus 93-53, 665 nucleotides. RefSeq lists its product as uncharacterized. The transcript is spliced from 2 exons. The annotation marks the transcript as partial. The record is from RefSeq and is a predicted model, not a curated record. NCBI's taxonomy places the organism in Eukaryota, Fungi, Basidiomycota, Agaricomycetes, Polyporales, Laetiporaceae.